Molecule: messenger RNA, 1190 nt
Organism: Linepithema humile (Argentine ant)
Lineage: Eukaryota; Metazoa; Arthropoda; Insecta; Hymenoptera; Formicidae
Gene: RpLP0
Product: ribosomal protein LP0
Biological process (GO): ribosomal large subunit assembly; ribosome biogenesis; cytoplasmic translation
Cellular component (GO): cytosolic large ribosomal subunit
Molecular function (GO): structural constituent of ribosome; large ribosomal subunit rRNA binding
Source: RefSeq, a predicted model, not a curated record
UUGCGCAUGCGCAAAAUCCGUUUGCACUCUGUAACUCUGCUUCCGUUUCCUUUUUCAUUCUUUAUUGCACUCUUCAACGUUGUGGAACUCGUGGAGUCCUUAAACUUCCGUAAGGUAUCCCUACACACAGUUCAAGAUGGGUAGGGAGGACAAAGCAACAUGGAAAUCAAAUUACUUUACCAAGCUUGUUCAACUAUUGGAUGAUUUUCCCAAAUGCUUCAUUGUGGGUGCAGACAAUGUUGGAUCAAAGCAAAUGCAACAAAUACGCAUGUCACUGCGUGGCAAUGCAGUUGUAUUGAUGGGUAAAAACACCAUGAUGAGAAAAGCAAUUCGUGGUCAUAUAGAACGCAACGCAGCACUGGAAAAAUUGCUUCCUCACAUUCGUGGCAAUGUUGGAUUUGUAUUCACUCGCGGAGAUUUGAUUGAAGUAAGAGACAAGUUGUUGGAAAAUAAAGUACGUGCACCUGCCAGAGCGGGAGCCAUUGCACCUUUGAGCGUCAUCAUCCCAGCUCAAAAUACAGGACUUGGUCCUGAGAAGACUUCCUUUUUCCAAGCUUUGAGUAUUCCGACAAAAAUCUCCAAGGGUACUAUUGAAAUUAUAAAUGAUGUGCACAUUCUUAAACCUGGUGACAAAGUGGGAGCUUCCGAAGCUACACUCUUGAACAUGCUGAAUAUUUCUCCAUUUUCAUACGGACUGUUGGUUGAGCAAGUAUAUGAUUCCGGUACCAUUUUUGCACCUGAAAUUCUAGACAUCAAACCUGAAGAUCUUCGUGAAAAGUUCAUGGCCGGAGUUGCAAACUUAGCUUCGGUUUGUUUGACAAUUGGUUAUCCUACGGUCGCCAGUGCACCACACAGCAUUGCAAAUGGUUUCAAAAACUUGUUGGCUAUUGCUGCUGUUACUGAUGUUGAAUUCGCUGAAGCUGCCACCAUUAAGGAAUAUAUCAAGGAUCCAAGCAAAUUUGCCACUGCUGCUGCUGCUGUAGCAACUCCAGCAGCUGCAGCUGCUGAUGCUUCUGCUGCGGAGAAGAAGGAAGAAAAGAAGGAAGAAUCCGAGUCAGAAGACGAUGACAUGGGCUUUGGAUUAUUUGACUAAAACACAUGUACAUCUUAAAAAUCAUUGUCAAGCAAAAGUAAAUACAAAUUUUAAAUCACAUUUUAUAAAUGCUUGUUGCUGACAUCAAAAUAAAAAU